CUUGAAAUCCUUAGAUUUAGCAAAAAAGUGUGGAUUGGGGAAGUGGGUUUGGAAAUCGAAGAUUUAAAAUGCAAACAGAUCUAGAAAUGUACGCAUCUAUACGCAUAUGUGUGUGUGUUUAUUUGAUUUGGAUUGAAAGAAAAAGUAAAGGCAUGACCCACCAAACGAGGCCCAUUGCUUUGGACAAUUCCAAUCCAUGCUUUGAGCUCUACCUGUUUGACAAUAAUGGCCAAAGAAUUCUACCAGCAGCAACAUCUCCAACUGGGUUGCUGUCUCCUUGCUCGUUUUCCCUCCUCUCCUCUCAAUCCCACCAUUCUCUCUAGAGUUUUCAUUUGCCUUUCUACUUUCUCAAUGGACAGGCAGUUGCCACUGGCAAAGUGUUCGCAGCAGCGAUGCGACGAAUGGAUAUUUCGGGAUGUUCCCAGUGACAUCACAAUAGUAGUGAGCGGUGGAGCAUUUGCCUUGCACAAAUUCCCCCUCGUCUCCCGGAGUGGGCGAAUCAGGAAGUUGAUUGCAGAGCGCAGAGACUCAGAUACUUCGAGGAUCGAGCUUCCCAGCCUGCAAGGAGGCGCCGAGUCCUUUGAGCUAGCUGCCAAAUUCUGCUAUGGUGUCAACUUUGAAAUCACUGCUGCAAAUGUUGCUCAACUGUGCUGUGUGUCCGAUUACCUUGAGAUGACCGAGGAGUUUUCCAAGAAUAAUCUCAGUUCCCGGGCUGAAGAAUAUCUCGACAGUAUUGUUUGCAAGAACCUUGAAAUGUGCGUCGAGGUGUUGCAGCAAUGUGAAGACCUACUUCCUCUUGCUGAUGAGCUGAAAAUAGUUAGCCGAUGCAUUGAUUCAAUUGCUUCCAAAGCUUGCGUAGAGCAAAUCGCUUCAAGCUUUUCGCGUCUAGAGUAUAGCAGCUCGGGGAGGCUUCACAUGAGUCGCCAGGCCAAACCCGAGGGUGACUGGUGGGUAGAAGAUCUUUCUGUUCUCCGGAUUGAUCUGUAUCAAAGAGUGAUAAAGGCCAUGAAGUGUCGUGGAGUUCGGGCUGAGAGCAUAGGGGCAUCACUCAUGAACUAUGCCGAGAAAGAGCUGACCAGAAAGUCCAGCUUAGGGAAUCCAUCUGGCCAACCAAAAGCCGAUGUGCUUGCUGGCUCAAAUGGGCAUGAAAGACUUGUAGUCGAGACGAUUGUCGGCCUGCUGCCCCUUGAGAAGCUUGCUAUUCCCAUCAGUUUCCUGUUCGGGCUCUUGCGAAGCGCCGUGUUGCUCGACUGCACAGUUGCUUCUAGGCUUGAUCUCGAAAGGCGGAUUGGAUCCCAGUUGGAUAUGGCCACUCUUGAUGAUCUCUUGAUCCCCUCCUUCCGCCAUGCCGGUGACACUUUGUUUGAUGUUGACACGGUCCACAGAAUCUUGAUUAAUUUCUCUCAGCAAGAUGACAGUGAAGAAGAUGAUAUGGAAGAUGGCUCGCUCUUUGAAUCUGACAGUCCCCAUUCACCCUCCCAAUCUGCAUUGUACAAAGUCUCGAAAUUAGUGGACAAUUACCUUGCUGAAAUUGCACCCGAUGCGAACCUCAAGCUCAACAGGCUCAUAGCAAUCGCAGACGCCUUGCCAGCGCACGCGCGCACAGUUCAUGACGGGUUGUAUCGAGCAAUCGAUAUUUACCUCAAAGCUCAUUACGGUUUAUCAGAUGCAGACAAGAAAAGGCUCUGCAAGCUGCUCGACUUUCAGAAGCUCUCCCAGGAAGCUGGUGCGCAUGCUGCGCAAAACGAGCGCCUUCCUCUCCAAUCAAUGGUCCAGGUUCUUUACUUCGAGCAGUUGAGGCUCCGGAAUGCGUUGACUUGCUCUUACCCUGACGAGGACCGCAAGCCAAUGCACCAGUCGUGGCGGAUCAGCAGCGGGGCACUCAGUGCUUCGAUGUCUCCCCGCGACAACUACGCUUCUCUGAGGCGCGAAAACCGAGAGCUGAAGCUCGAGCUUGCCCGGUUAAGGAUGAGGCUAAAUGAUCUAGAGAAAGAACAUGUCUGUAUGAAGAGGGAUAUGGAGAAGUCGAGUUCUCACAAGUUCAUCAGCUCUUUCUCAAGGAAGAUUAGCAAGCUCAACUUCUUUGGUCAUAGUUCUUCUAGGGAAUCAACCUCACCCUCAAAGCAUUCACAAAGAACAGAUUCGAAGAUGAUUGAAAGAAGAUGAAGAAUCAGUCAUAUUGGGUAAUUUACAUCAUUUUGAUCUUCCUGACUACCUCUGUUCGUUGGGUACUUACAGGGAGUGUUCUUGGUGAUAAUUCUAUAUUCUUCCACCAUAUUUGGUUUCUUUUUAGCAGCUUUCUUCCACCCUGUAUAUGGUAAUGGUGUAGUGCUUUAAUAGGAGCGACUUUUGUUUCUCCUUCAAAUUGCAACUCAUGGCUUUACUGAAUACAGACGUGCUGUAAUUCACUGAUGUUUAUGCAUGUGAAAGUGAACGAACUUGCUGUUGACACGUGUCGUACUGGGGCUUCAACCCAUUAAACAAAUUUGAGAUUCAAAUUCAGGAUUUAACGAAAUUGAUUCAGCAAC
This is a messenger RNA of Diospyros lotus (date-plum), 2528 nucleotides long. RefSeq names its product BTB/POZ domain-containing protein At5g48800. The coding region runs from base 226 to 2166 and encodes 646 amino acids. NCBI's taxonomy places the organism in Eukaryota, Viridiplantae, Streptophyta, Magnoliopsida, Ericales, Ebenaceae. The record is from RefSeq and is a predicted model, not a curated record. The transcript has 4 exons. Gene Ontology annotation, molecular function: protein binding.